Molecule: messenger RNA, 1617 nt
Organism: Arachis duranensis
Lineage: Eukaryota; Viridiplantae; Streptophyta; Magnoliopsida; Fabales; Fabaceae
Product: aldehyde oxidase GLOX1-like
Exons: 3
Coding region: 79-1617 (512 amino acids)
Source: RefSeq, a predicted model, not a curated record
GAAAUUACAAGGGGUGAUUUUGAGACAGAUUUCAAUGGGGCAUGGGAAUUGCUUUCACCAAACUCGGGUGUUUCAGCAAUGCAAAUCAAUUUGAUGCCAACAAACAAGAUUAUUGUGUAUGAUGCCACCAUUUAUCGCAUCUCUAGGAUCCAAUAUCCACCGGGGGUGCCUUGUGUUCCAUUCAUGGAUGAAUUCACCUACCAAAUGAAACAAGAUUGCUUUGCUCAUUCUAUGGAAUAUGAUCUUGACACAAAUCAAGCUAGGCCACUCAAGGUAACGGCAGAUCCAUGGUGUUCAUGUGGAGGGCUUGCACCUGAUGGAACCCUAAUAAGCUCUGGCGGUUUCAGAGAUGGAUCAAGAACCAUCAGAUACUAUGGUGGACCUAACUGCCAAAAAGACUGUGAUUGGAGGGAACAUAAUGAAGCUUUGAAAGAAGAUAGAUGGUAUGGAAGUCAAACAAUUCUUCCGAAUGGUGAUUUCAUAGUGAUAGGAGGUCGCAGAUCUUUUAGCUAUGAGUUCCUCCCUAAAGUAGAAGGUCAAAUUACCGAUAAACCCUACUUCUUCCCAUUCCUCUAUGAAACCUCAGACCUUGAUGAAAACAAUCUCUAUCCUUUUGUCCACCUUAUUCCUGAUGGAAAUCUCUUCCUUUUCUCCAACAAUCGCUCUCUCCUUCUCAAUCCAACCAACAACAAGGUUGUCCGCACCUUCCCCGUCCUCCCAGGCGGCUCGAGAAACUACCCGGCCUCCGGCAUGUCCGCCCUUCUCCCCAUAAACCUCAAUAAUAAUAAUGUUACCGCCGAAGUCAUGGUAUGCGGCGGCAACAACCCCAAUGCAUUUUUCUUAGCCGAAACUAGAAAAACUUUUCUUUCAGCUCUUCAAGAUUGCAAUAGGAUGGUGAUCACAGACCCUAACCCUACCUGGGACUCAGAACGAAUGCCUUCAAGGAGGACCAUGGGGGAUGCCCUAAUACUCCCCAAUGGACAAAUCUUGUUCAUUAAUGGAGCGCAAGUGGGUACGUCUGCAUGGUGGGAUGCAGACCAACCCAAUUUGACUCCGGUCUUGUAUAGUCCUGAAAAGGCGAAAGGAAAGAGAUUUAAGGUUAUGAAGCCUACGACGAUUGCGAGAAUGUACCAUUCAACCUCCGCAGUGAUUCCUAAUGGCAAGAUUUGGGUUGCUGGUAGCAACACUCAUGACACUUACAAAGAUCAUGAUAAGUUCCCAACUGAAACUAGGGUUGAAGGAUUCUCUCCUCCUUAUCUUGACCCUAAGCUAGACAACUUUCGACCUCAAAUCAUUGAACAAACUUCCACCAAGGAUUUGAAGUAUGGAGUUAACUUUGAGACACAAUUUUCAGUCAAGAGAGGAUUUCAUUUGACCAAGAAUGAUAUCAAAGUUACCAUGUACUUCCCUCCUUUUACAACUCAUGGAGUGUCUAUGAGCCAAAGGCUUUUGGUUCUCAAAAAUGAAGCUUUUGUUAAAGAUUUUAUUAAGGGGGUUUUUAAGUUAACCUCCGUGGCGCCGCCCGCCGGUGAGGUUGCUCCUCCGGGAUAUUACUUGCUAUUUGUUGUCCACCGUGGGGUACCUAGCAAAGGAAUGUGGGUACACAUUCAGAAAUAG